UGGGGCGGGGGCACUGGGUGGAAGCUGUGUUGUGACAUGAAAGGUAGAUAAGUGUGGUGUUGGACACUGAGAAACACAGUGGAGCCAAAACCAUAGAGACAUACAGUACACUCUAACAGACAGCUCAUUUGGCUGGCAUCCCUGAACUACAAUGUUCAUCACAGUGCUACAUGCUGGUGAGUCUCUCCCCCAGAAUCAAUCAAACCGGAUCAAAGAGUACCGCUGAUACAUCUUCUGUUAACUGUCCACGCAAAUUGAUUUUAAAUGACAGCUACGUGAGAAAUACUGUAAGCCUGUCAUGUCUUGUCACAAUUUCUAUUUAUUUUUCUCCCCCAUCUCCACAGAUAACGAGCAAACCUUGUUUAACAUCCACUGUAAAAUAUCUGUGCUUCUAGACAGUAUAAAAUCACACUGUCACUGUGAAUAUGAAGAAGAGAUAGACCUUGUGGAUGAGAAUGCAGAGCUGAAGAACCUUCUAGAGCAGAGGGAUGAGUAUGCCUCCCAGGCUCUCAGGGGAAGAGAAGAGUACGCUCUGGUCAGCGUCAGACGAUGUGAAGAUUCAUCUCAGCCUCUGUAUACCUUACUGCUGCAAGACCAAGCCCCUCUGCAUUCCACGUUCAUUGCCAAGCUAAGGAAUAAAGAGGGUUCAAGGGCACUGGGAAUUCAACCACAAAGAAAGAGGACCAAGAGGAAAUCUACUCUGCCCCAACCACAGUAAGCAAUUUUUCAGAAGGACAGCUGGGUUUGACCAUUUAACCGCAUACACGAAGCUGAAGAUGAAAGACUCAGAAAUGAAGAUUUAAAAUUGUCAUUUAAUUAAAUGAAAUUCACUUCGCAACAUUUUGUCCUUACUAUGUAUGAACUAUAAAAUGGUGUCUGCCCCUUGACAUUAACUUUAGUUAUUUUAAGGCUAUUGUUCUCUGAAGUUCCAAGUUGAACUUUGAUAUUUAAGCCUAUAGUUUCCUGGUUACUGUACAUAAAUAUGAAUGUAAAAU
Molecule: messenger RNA, 995 nt
Organism: Anguilla anguilla (European eel)
Lineage: Eukaryota; Metazoa; Chordata; Actinopteri; Anguilliformes; Anguillidae
Exons: 5
Coding region: 299-718 (139 amino acids)
Source: RefSeq, a predicted model, not a curated record